UCUAACCAGACAGCUUGUGUGAUAUAUUGUCAGGUCUAAUCGUGAGCCGGCGAGGUGCACAAUUGUCUGGCAGCGCUGACUGGGUGUGGGUGAAAGCGGAGCUCUGCGGUCUGAUCUGUUGAGAAGAAGGGCAGGGAGCUAGACGGAGACAUGGAUCGGCAACAACGUGUCCUGCUGGUCGCUCUAUGGGGCAGUCUGCUUCUUCUGUCGGUUUCCGUAGCGGCAGCCGCUGCGGCCGGCGCGCAGAACAGCGCCUUCCUCGUCGUGGACAAGCGAGUGACGUUGAAGCGCAUGAAGGAUGCGGAGAAGGUGACCGUUAGCUUUGGGAUUCACAACAUGGGAGGCGGGAUCGCGUACGACGUGACGCUGACGGAUUCCGAGUGGCCGGAGAGCAGCUUCGAGUUGUUGAGCGGGAACAUCUCGACGUCGUGGGUGCAACUUGAAGGUGGGGCUGUGGUGGAACACUCCUUUGUGUUGAAGACGACGACCAAGGGUCCGUUCGUAACUUUGCCGGCGACGGUCACGUAUCGGCUGGCGUCGAAGUCGACUCCGCAGACGGCCAAGUCCACGCCCGUGCCUACGCUCGAUCUGCUUGGCGACAGGGAGCCGGAGGUUCUUGUCGACAUCAAGACAUUAGUAAUUAACGCGGCACCACUCACGUCCGCCAUAGCCAUCGUUGCUGGUGUCAUCUACAUCAUCUUUGCGCCUUCGAGGCCCACAAGCAAGUACUCGGCUGGCAGCAAGAAACGCCGAUGACCGGUUGUUCGUCUCCCUCCCUGCGUCCUUGGACGCGUGGGGAGCGGGUUUUCGGCGGGGAAACGGUAGUGCACGGCACUCAGCGAGGGCGUUUUCUGCAGGCACCCCAUGAAAAGGCGGCGUUGACGUUCUGUCCCAAUCAGGGCAUGCAUAAUCGCACUAGCUCUGGAUGUGAUUGCAGUCAGAUGCAUCCAGGUGUGUGUGGUGGCAAUUGCAGUCAGAUACAUAUUACGGAAGUGCGCAUGUGUCCAUGCCCUCGGCAUACUCGCGUAAGCAGGUCUAUUAUGUUCCUGGGCGUCCAGGUGUUCGACUAGCUUGGGAUUUGAUCGUAGGGUAUAUUGGGAUCGUUCAGUAAGUUUAUAGGGGUAUCUGUGAAAUUUGCCCGUUUUGGGGUGUAGCAUGAUCAAUCUUAUAGUUUCUUGCUGUUGUCGGUGGUUGAGAAUCGGAUCGAGCUCUCGGUCUGUCGAGGUAAAACACACAAAAAGAAAUGUUGAAACUACCUAACUGUCUGUAGUAGUUAAAAAAGCAUCCUGCUAUGAAAACAGAAAAGUGUGACAAUUUUGAAUGCAGUUUUUUUUGGAAAUGCGCUCUGUAACUAUUGAAGUUUUGAUUCCACUGAGAGGAUUACGGAGACUGGGUACUUUGAGACUGCUUUGUCG
Molecule: messenger RNA, 1415 nt
Organism: Chara braunii
Lineage: Eukaryota; Viridiplantae; Streptophyta; Charophyceae; Charales; Characeae
Source: the annotation of a GenBank genome assembly